Diceros bicornis minor is the source of this 2728-nucleotide messenger RNA. It is a transcript of the gene COG7, whose product is annotated as component of oligomeric golgi complex 7. The transcript is spliced from 17 exons. Bases 173 to 2485 code for a protein of 770 amino acids. Gene Ontology annotation, cellular component: COG complex. Gene Ontology annotation, biological process: Golgi organization; intracellular protein transport; retrograde vesicle-mediated transport, Golgi to endoplasmic reticulum. NCBI's taxonomy places the organism in Eukaryota, Metazoa, Chordata, Mammalia, Perissodactyla, Rhinocerotidae. The record is from RefSeq and is a predicted model, not a curated record.
UCAGCGAGUUGACAGAGAGGUCGCGGAGGGGCCAGUUACCCGGGCUGUGGGUUCCGGCGUCAGCGUCCCGAGCCAGCCUGGGUGCUCUUGCAGGGCCGCCCGCAUCGGCAGCCUCGUUGCCGCCCGGAGACAGCCGUUAAGGCCUGGAGGCCAGGGCUGAGGCAGUGCGGCCAUGGACUUCUCCAAGUUCCUGGCCGAAGACUUCGACGUGAAGGAGUGGAUCAACGCGGCCUUCAGGGCUGGCCCCAAGGAGGCGGCGGCCGGGAAGGCGGACGGCCACGCGGCCACGCUGGUGAUGAAGCUGCAGCUGUUCAUCCAAGAGGUGAACCACGCCGUGGAGGAAACAAGUCACCAGGCCCUUCAGAACAUGCCCAAAGUGCUCCGUGAUGUCGAAGCCCUUAAACAGGAGGCGUCAUUCCUGAAAGAACAAAUGAUUCUUGUCAAGGAGGACAUUAAAAAAUUUGAAGAGGACACGUCUCAGUCGAUGCAGGUGUUGGUAGAAAUCGACCAGGUCAAGUCCAGAAUGCAGCUUGCCGCAGAAUCUCUUCAAGAAGCAGACAAGUGGAGCACGUUGAGUGCUGAUAUUGAGGAGACAUUUAAGACUCAAGACAUAGCCGUGAUUUCUGCUAAGCUAACAGGUAUGCAGAACAGCUUAAUGAUGCUUGUCGAUACACCAGACUACUCAGAGAAAUGUGUGCACUUGGAGGCUCUGAAGAACAGGCUGGAGGCCUUGGCCAGCCCCCAGAUUGUAGCUGCCUUCACCUCACAGUCUGUAGAUCAGUCCAAAGUGUUUGUGAAGGUUUUUACUGAAAUUGACCGGAUGCCCCAGCUUCUUGCGUAUUACUACAAGUGUCACAAGGUGCCGCUUUUAGCAGCCUGGCAAGAGCUGUGUCAGAGUGACGUACCCCUGGACCGGCAGCUUACUGGGCUCUACGACGCCUUGCUCGGUGCUUGGCACACGCAAAUCCAAUGGGCUACGCAGGUUUUCAAGAAUCCCCACGAGGUGGUGACCGUGCUGCUGAUUCAGACCCUGGGGGCCUUGGUGCCCUCUCUGCCCAUCUGCCUCAGCUCCAGUGUGGAGAGGGCGGCACCUGAGCUGGAGCUCACCAAACUGCUGGAGUUCUACGAGGCCACCGCCCACUUUGCCAAGGGGUUGGAGAUGGCACUGCUUCCCCACGCAUAUGAGCAUAACUUGGUGAAAGUCAUGGAACUGGUGGAUGCUGUGUAUGGUCCGUACAAACCCUACCAACUGAAGUAUGGCGACAUGGAAGAAAAGAACCUCCUCAUCCAGAUCAGUGCAGUGCCUUUGGAGCACGGGGAGGUCAUUGACUGUGUGCAGGAGCUGAGCCACUCAGUGAACAAGCUCUUUGGCCUGGCGUCUGCAGCUGUUGACAGAUGCGUCAGAUUCACCAACGGCCUGGGGACCUGUGGCCUGCUGACAGCCCUGAAAUCCCUCUUUACCAAGUACGUGUCUGAUUUCACCAGUACUCUCCACUCAGUACGAAAGAAGUGCAAGCUGGAGGAUGUUCCUCCCAACUCCCUUUUUCAGGAAGAUUGGACAGCUUUUCAGAACUCCGUUAGGAUAAUAGCCACCUGUGGAGAGCUCUUAAGACAAUGUGGGGACUUCGAGCAGCAGCUAGCAAACAGGAUUUUGUCCACAGCUGGGAAGUAUCUCUCGGACUCCUACAGCCCUCGGAGCCUGACGGGUUUUCAGGAUAGCAUCUUGACAGACAAGAAGAGCUCUGCCAAGAACCCAUGGCAAGAAUAUAAUUACCUCCAGAAAGAUAACCCUGCUGAAUAUGCCAGUUUAAUGGAAAUACUUUACACCCUCAAGGAAAAAGGAUCAAGUAACCACAACCUGCUGUCUGCGUCUCGGGCGGCCCUGACUCGGCUUAACCAGCAGGCCCACCAGCUGGCUUUUGAUUCGGUUUUCCUGCGCAUCAAACAGCAGCUGCUCCUCGUUUCCAAGAUGGAUAGCUGGAACACAGCCGGCAUUGGAGAAACCCUGACCGACGACUUGCCCACCUUCAGUCUCACCCCUCUCGAGUACAUCAGUAACAUCGGGCAGUAUAUCAUGUCCCUCCCCCUGAAUCUUGAGCCAUUUGUGACGCAGGAGGACUCUGCUUUAGAGCUGGCAUUGCACGCCGGAAAGCUGCCAUUUCCUCCGGAGCAAGGAGAUGAAUUGCCCGAGCUGGACAACAUGGCUGACAACUGGCUGGGCUCGAUCGCCAGAGCCACGAUGCAGACCUACUGUGACGUGAUCCUGCAGAUCCCUGAGCUGACCCCACACUCCACCAAGCAGCUGGCCACUGACAUCGACUACCUGAUCAACGUGAUGGACGCCCUGGGCCUGCAGCCGUCCCGCACCCUCCAGAACAUUGUGACGCUCUUGAAGACCAAACCUGAGGACUACAGACAGGUCAGCAAAGGCCUGCCCCGCCGCCUCACUGCCACGGUGGCUGCCAUGCGGAGCGUGGACUACUGACCCCCACGCGUCCGACGGAGAAGAUGCUCAGGGCUGGGUGCUGGGGUCAUAGCAACUCUCCGGAAUGGAUUUGCUCUAGAAAUCUGCCUGGGAUGGGGCAGUUUAUUUCAAAAAGACUUAGUUCAUUUGUAUAAUCAGAAAAAAGUUGUAAAUUAGGGGUUUAUUAUUUAUUAGAGAGGAAUUUUCAGAUGAUUUUUUAAGUAAUCUGAUCUGGAAAAUGGAAUUAAUAAAUACUGUGAAAUG